AUGUCUGGCUCUACCGGUCAUCAUCUGAGCUUCACCAAGUUUGCAAAGAACUUCUAUGGUAACUUGAGUCAACUGAAUGGACUGGAGAGUGGAUCUCUGUUAUCAUCUCCUGGUAAUUCAUUCCCUUCAUCAUUAAAGUCAUCCAAUAACAACAUCAACAAUAAUAUACCAUCACGAUCUUCCGAAUUGACCUACCAUUGUGAACGAGAAGUGACUGCACUCUCUCAAUUGUCUCAUCCCAUAAAUUGGGGUGGUGAAACUCCAAAACAUCAUGUGGUCAUAGGUGGGAAGAACUACUUGAAACUAUUGGCUCUAGAUACUCUACAAACAAGAGUAGUGAAAGAAUAUAACCUUCUUGAUGCAGGCAAGUCGUCUUCGGUCUAUGCCAAUCACCGUAAUGCAAAGCUUAAUAUGGUCAACACUAUAAAGACUAAAGAUGAUACAAUUGCAUGUGGACUUUCAAAUGGUGAUGUUUCCAUUUAUAGACUUUCAAAUAGAGGAUCUGCUACUUUAUAUCAUAAAUUAGUGGAUCAUAGAAGAACAAUCAAUUCUCUUGAUUUUGUUGAUGAUCUGGCCAACUUGUUAAUAUCUGGAUCUCAAGAUGGUACUAUCAAGUUUUGGGAUUUAAGAGCAGCUUCUCCCAAACCAAUGAUUUCCGUUUCAUUCAGUAACCAUUCAGAUCCCAUCAGAUCGUGUCAAUAUUCUCCACAUUCCUCAAGAAGAAACAAACUCACCAUCUUAUCAGUUCAUGAUUCCGGGUCUCUUUGUAAGUAUGAUUUGAGAAGCAAUUCCAAUUAUCAACACUUGAUUAAUAAUCCUGAAAGGAAAUGGAAUUUCCAUACGGGUCCAGCAUUAUCAUUGCAUAUACAUCCUGAAAAGGAGUACGUUAUUACUGGUGGAAGAGACAAGAGAAUGUGUGUUUGUAGCUAUGGAGAUUCAAUCUCUGGUGGUACUAAAGCUGGUCCUGGUCCUGAUUUUAUCAUCAACACUUAUGGUCCUGUUAUGAAGGUUAGAUGGUCUAAUUACCCUGUCAAAUAUGGUGGCAAUGGUAGUGGAAAUGACAACGUAGAAUCUACUUAUUCGAAUGAUGAUAAGCUCUCGUAUGAUGAACGAGAGUUUCUUUCCAGUGCAUCUAUCACACCUUCAGAUCCUUUGUUCCAUUAUGAUUUUGCCUGUAACUAUUUGAAUGACGAUCCAACCAUUUCAGUGUUCAAUCUAAGACGGAAGUUCAUUGCCAGAGAUACAAUUUAUACCAAGAAUCUAAAGGCAUUCCAAAACUUUAUUUGGGCCAACAACACAGACUUUUCAAGAAAAUUAUGGUCGAUAUCCAAGUCCAAUGACUUUGUCUCUUAUGAUUUAGACUCAUAUUCCGAUCAUAUUGUUCAUCCCAUUGAAGAUUUAAAUGAUGUGACCCUUGGGUGGUCCAAUGGGUUCUGUGACUUUUCAUUCGUUGAUCAAGAACGUCAUGAGUUUCAAAUAAAUGUAGAAACUCUGUCUUCUAUCAAUACUGAAGCUGCCGAAAGUGUUCUGGAUGUUGCAAGUGAAUUAGCCAUGAAUCUGUUGAAUUUAGUGGAAGAAGUAGAUGAACCUUUACAUAACACAGUUUCAAUUCCUAUUACUCCCGGUAUGGCCUCCGUGACUGCUAAUCCUAUGGAUUUCAUUUCUUCCAAUUAUUCGGUCUCACCUAAAGAUAGGGCUUAUUUGAGACCUCAAAGCUAUAAUAAUAUGUUUAUUCCUCGUCCAGGGUCUCCAGCAUUAAAGCAUUCCAAUUCAGAGGGGGUCCAUAAUCGACCAGUUUUAAAGAGAAACCCUUCCCAAAUGACUCAAGCAUCUGGCCAUUCAGCAUCAAGUUUAACAGGACAAAAGAGAUACUUGAGUAUAAACUAUACCAGUCCUUAUGUUUGUCCUGUUUCUAUUCCAUUGCCGUUGAAUGAUGAGGUUGGCUUUGAGAUCAUAGCCCGAUCUUAUCUAUUGGAGAUCCCAGAUAGCUUUUCAUUGGCUCGAGUAUGUUUAUUCAAUGCUGAAUAUGCUGCUAGCGCUAAUAAGUUCCGUCAUUGUCAGAGUUGGCAGGCUCUAGCCAUAGCGGUGGAAGAUUAUCAUGACAACCAAACAAGAAGAAAGGCAACCUAUCAACAAGAUAAUGGUGAUGAUAACAAUAAUAAUGAAACUAAGAACUUUAGUAGUGAAAGUCUGGAUUUACCAGAACUCAAGUCAAUCCUGUCAGAACUUGGUAAUCUCGUUGGUUCUUUCAAUUCAAUGUCAUCACUGACCACUAAUAAUAAUUAUCAAGAGUUGAAAGACCAUCAUGGUGGUGUUGAAACUGAAUCUGAAGAAAGGGUUAAGAUCAAAAAUAAUUCUACCAGUAGUUUGGUGGAGAUGUUAGCUAAAAGUCGAGGUAAUAGUUUCACCAGUCCCAAUAUCUCUCGAGUUAACAGUACGAUAUUCUCCAGGAAUGCUCAGUUCAAAGACGCAGCCUUCAAUGAAGUGGCUAUAGAGGAUGAUGACGAUGAAGAAGGUGGUGAUGGUGUUGAAGAUGCAGAACAAGCUGCUAUUUCUUCUUCUGGGGCAACGGAUCAAAAGAUAAAGGGCAUUUUAACUCAACCACUGGUUGAUAAUAAUUCCGAAGAAGGAUCACGUAAGUUGAAAUUGAAUAUUGAUACAGUUCCUCCUAUGAGACCUUAUUCGGUUUAUAGUGGUUCCCUACAGCAAAGUCCUCUAUUGAAUAGGAAAUAUUCAACCACUACCAGGGCCCAAGCAUUUGAAGAUUUGGAUAAUGAGAUUCCAAGCUCAAGGUUCCUGUUCAGCUCUGCAUCAUCAGCAUCUCCAGUGUUGUACGGGUCUCUCCAAAUGACUCAUUUUGGGUCUGCUGGGCCUGGGACCUUGUCAAGACGAGAUUCAACCUUUUUGCAAGGCAGUAAAAUGGCGUUCCAAAGACGUAGUCUUCAACAUGUUAAUGGUGAUGCUAAUGAUGUUGAAGAGAAGACAGAACAGGAAAGUUCUAAAGUGGAUACCAGAUCGGAAUUGACCAGAGCCAUCGAUCAUGAGAAGACAAAGGAGUAUGAGGUCCAUAAACCUUGGAAGUUGAAGGAGAUACUAGAACAAUUAUUGGAGUACUCUGCUCAACAAGGUGACAUUAUCAUGUGUUGUACUUUAUGUCUGUUGUUUUAUGACACUGGGGUGGUGACUAAAGAAGCAGCCAUGGAAUGGUAUUUAACGUAUGUGGAUAUCUUAAAGAGGAAAAGACUCUUUUCCAUUGCUGCUAAGGUGAUUAAUAGUGUUCCUCGGGCAUUAUUGCCCGAAAUAGUUGAACAUACCAAGAAUGAAGUGGAUCUACGCUUCUACUGUUGUCAUUGUCAGAAGUUGUUACUCAAUGAGAAAAGUAAGCAUAGGGUUACAGCCCUGAAGGUAGGAGGAGGAGAAGGAGAAGUGGGAGGAGAGUUUGGGUUUUGGUACUGUGAUAACUGUAACAAGAUGCAACUGAAUUGUAUCUAUUGCAAUGAACCUUGUAAAGGAUUGAACGUUGUUGUUAGUUUGAAAUGUGGUCAUAGGGGUCAUUUCUGGUGCCUACGUGAAUGGUUUGUUGAAGAUGAGAAUGUUGAUUGUCCUGGUGGAUGUGGCUAUACAGUUGUGACAACAUAA
Molecule: messenger RNA, 3639 nt
Organism: Lizanozyma spartinae
Lineage: Eukaryota; Fungi; Ascomycota; Pichiomycetes; Serinales; Debaryomycetaceae
Gene: RTC1
Exons: 1
Coding region: 1-3639 (1212 amino acids)
Biological process (GO): positive regulation of TOR signaling
Molecular function (GO): protein binding
Source: RefSeq, a predicted model, not a curated record